Paramecium sonneborni is the source of this 1010-nucleotide messenger RNA. The record is from the annotation of a GenBank genome assembly. Lineage: Eukaryota; Ciliophora; Oligohymenophorea; Peniculida; Parameciidae.
AUGGUAAUGAAAUAUGGAGUUCCUGCUUCAAAGUUAAUUUAUAGUAAUUCGGUAAAAGAAGAAAAAGAUAUCUAAUUUGCUAAAAAUAAUGGAGUCUUAAUAACAAAUGCAGACUCAAUUGAAGAAUUAAUAAAGAUACAAAAAAUAGCACCAGAAAUGAAGAUACUAUGGAGAUUAUCUAUUGUUGAAGAGAACCCAGAUUAAAUGGCGACCCUGUUUUCUGGAAAAUUUGGGGAUGAUUUGACAGAUUCAGAAUCUGCUCACAAAAGAUUUAAGUAAAUUCAACAAAUGGGAAUUUAAUUGCAUGGUAUUCAUUUUCAUUGUGGAAGUGCUGUUUAAGGUUCAUCAUCUUUUGGAAAAGUAAUUAAUUUAAAGAUAUAUAGGCUGUUGAUAUGGCCUAAGAAUGCAUGAAAAUUGGAAGAUUGUAUGGACAUAAGAUGGAAUUAUUGGAUAUAGGAGGUGGAUUUCCUUCUGGUAAUAUUCAUGAAAAUGCAAUAAACGCAUUGAAAAAAAUUGAAAAUGACCCUUUAGGAUAUUAGGUAAUUGCUGAACCAGGGAGACAUUUCAGUGCUAAUACAUGUUCUCUUUUAUUUAGAAUAAUGACUAAAAGAAUUAAGCAUGAUAGAUUGUGUUAUCAUGUUAAUGAAUCACUUUAUCACUCUUUUAAUUGUAUACUUAUGGAUGGUAUCUCCUUUGAAAAUUAAAAUGAUCAAUUUUAUGGUGUUCUUAAUUCUGAUGAAUCCUAAAAUUCUUAUAUUUCAGAUUAAUCUAACGUCUCUAUUUUUGGUAUGACAUGUGAUGGUGCUGAUAUUAUUGUGAAGAAUAUUACUGCUCCAAUAGAUAUGUAGGUUGGAGAUUGGUUAUGUAUGUAAGGGAUGGGGAGCUACACCAUAGGAUAGAAAUCUACAUUCAAUGGAAUGUAAUCAACAUCAAAAAUUUAUAAAUGGGAUGGAUAACUUGAAUAAUAAAGUCAAGAAUCAUCCUAGAUUUCUAUCAGCUAACUUUUUUGA